UGUUUUGGAAGAGCAGGUGUACGAGGCAACCCCUGCGUAGGAGCGGGAGGCUAUAGCGGCAGUUUCUCGAACAUUCACUUUACUCAAUCACAAAAUGGCGCAGAUGAUGGUACCAAGAGGCGCGCGUCCGCAGAUAAUUCUGCUAAAAGAGGGGACAGAUACAUCACAAGGCAUUCCGCAACUUGUGAGCAAUAUCAAUGCAUGUGAAGUUGUUGGUGACGCGCUUCGAACAACUCUUGGUCCAAGAGGAAUGGACAAGAUGGUAGUGGAUGCCCAAGGCAAAGCAACAAUAUCAAAUGAUGGUGCAACAAUUAUUAAACUUAUGGAUAUUGUUCAUCCAGCUGCAAAGACAUUAGUAGACAUUGCAAAAUCUCAAGAUGCUGAGGUUGGUGAUGGCACUACAAGUGUAGUAUUGCUUGCUGUAGAAUUUAUGAAACAAAUUAAACAAAUUGUUGAGGAUGGUGUACACCCACAGGCUGUCAUCAAAGCUUACAGGAAGGCAACAAAUAUGGCUAUCUCUAGGAUAAAAGAGAUUGCAGUGAAGAUAAAAAAAGAUGAUGAGAAAGAAAUGCGAAGUCUUCUAGAGCACUGUGCUGCAACUGCUCUGAGCUCAAAACUAGUUGCAAGGCAUAAGGACUUUUUCAGCAAAAUGGUAGUUGAUGCAGUGGUCCAUUUAGAUGAAUUACUCCCAUUAAACAUGAUAGGCACAAAGAAAGUCCAAGGUGGUGCAUUAGAGGAUUCCUUUUUGGUUUUGGGUGUGGCAUUUAAAAAGACAUUCUCCUAUGCUGGGUUUGAAAUGCAACCUAAACAAUACAAAGAUCCCAAAAUAGCAAUGCUGAAUAUUGAACUUGAGUUGAAGGCAGAAAAGACAAAUGCGGAAGUUAGAGUUGACAGUGUGGAGGAAUAUCAAAAAAUAGUUGACGCAGAAUGGACAAUCCUAUACGAAAAGCUGGAAAACAUAGUAAAAAGUGGAGCAAAAGUAGUUUUGUCAAAAUUACCGAUUGGAGACGUUGCAACUCAAUAUUUUGCAGAUCGGGACAUAUUCUGUGCAGGAAGAGUAACUGAAGAAGAUUUGAAGCGAACAAUGAAAGCGUGUGGUGGAUCGAUCCAAACAUCUGCCCAAAAUUGGAAUGACAGUGUCCUAGGAACAUGCGGCGACUUCGAGGAAGUGCAAAUUGGAGGAGAUAGGUUCAACAUGUUCAAAGGAUGCCCUAAUGCAAAGACAUGCACGUUCAUUUUACGAGGUGGAGCAGAACAGUUCAUGGAAGAGACAGAACGAUCCCUUCACGAUGCUAUCAUGAUCGUCAGAAGAGCUCUUAAGAACGAUGCUGUGGUGGCAGGAGGUGGUGCCAUCGAGAUGGAACUCAGUCGAUAUUUGAGAGAGCACUCUAGAACGAUUGCUGGCAAGGAGCAAUUGCUUAUAGCUGCCAUGGCUAAGGCAUUUGAAGUAAUUCCAAGGCAGCUUUGCGAUAAUGCUGGCUUUGAUUCGACUAUUGUCCUGAACAAGCUGCGUCAAAAGCACGCGUCAGGUGGAAUCUGGUAUGGUGUCGAUGUGAACAAAGAGGACAUUUCUGACAACUUCGAAGCAUUUGUGUGGGAGCCCGCCGUCGUAAAGAUCAACGCAAUCACUGCAGCCUCGGAAGCAUGUUGUUUGGUUUUGUCAGUAGACGAGACUGUGAAGAACCCCAAGGCAAAUAUGGAAGCACCACCCCCAGGGGGUAUCCCUAGAGGACCCCGAUAAAGUUAGUAAGAUAGUCUGUUGUUGAUUAUAGGUAAACCCAUAGCUUUCUUUUUUCUCAUUUUGUUCAUCAGUGUCAAUGUGCAGAAAGUUCUGUGAAUAGAUUAUUGAAUUCAA
Messenger RNA from Rhopilema esculentum, 1855 nucleotides. RefSeq names its product T-complex protein 1 subunit eta. The record is from RefSeq and is a predicted model, not a curated record. NCBI's taxonomy places the organism in Eukaryota, Metazoa, Cnidaria, Scyphozoa, Rhizostomeae, Rhizostomatidae. Gene Ontology annotation, biological process: protein folding. Gene Ontology annotation, molecular function: ATP hydrolysis activity; ATP binding; ATP-dependent protein folding chaperone.